AAGAAAUGUCUUCCUUUCACCUUCGCCGCGCGCCGGGGAUUUCGCGCGGCGUGGCUCGCGUCGCGAAGGACUGGAAACGCGCCCGACGGUUCCGGUUGGUGGGGCCCGCGCUGCCGGCGUGUCCCACGAAGGUGGCCCCCACGGUGGUGGAGACGACCCAUGAAAGUAACAGUGCCUUCGCGCGCCCGUCCACCACCUUCAGCUUCAGCCGCGAUCCGAGCCAGUCGUGCGCUCUUCGUCUUAGAGAACGGUGGUGCUCUUCUUCGGUACGGCUUCUUUUUCCCUUUCUUUCUCUUUCUCUUUCUCACUCUCUCUAUCUCUCCUCCCUCUCUCUCCCACUUUCUCGCACACCUCUCAGCCACCGCAACCGUCGCGUCGUCUUUUCAGUGUCGUCGUACAGACACAAGGUCGCGAGUGCAAACGGCGAUUCGCGUUUCGCCGACGUGGGCCUGUGCGAGAGCCUCCUCCGGAUCGCGCAAGGCGAGACACACGCGCAGCUGACGCGCAAUGACCGCGAGUUGAGGAGCGACAUCCCCAACACAGGCGAGAUUAAAUUACUGGCGGAUUCGAUCAAAAAGCGGCAGUCAUGGAUUGGGAGGUGCGUGCGGCGCUGGUUCUCCUCUUGGGGAUUCUACUCGCGACGAUACAACAUGGAAUCGCCGAGCGCAAAAUCGUCUGCUAUUACACGAACUGGUCGGUGUACCGGCCCGGUACGGCGAAGUUCUCCCCACAGAACAUCAAUCCGUACCUGUGCACCCACCUGAUCUACGCGUUCGGCGGCUUCACGAAGGACAACGCGCUGAAGCCGUUCGACAAGUAUCAGGACAUCGAAAAAGGUGGGUACGCGAAGUUUACCGGCCUGAAGACUUACAAUAAGAACCUGAAAACAAUGCUGGCGAUCGGUGGCUGGAACGAGGGCUCCAGCCGAUUCUCACCGAUGGUGGCAGACCCGGCUAGACGGCGGGAAUUCGUCAAGAACGCCGUCAAGUUUCUCAGGCAGAAUCACUUCGACGGCCUCGAUCUCGACUGGGAAUAUCCGGCCUUCAGGGACGGCGGGAAGCCGCGAGAUAAGGACAAUUACGCCAACCUCGUCCAGGAACUCCGCGAAGAGUUCGAGCGCGAAGCCUCGAAGACUGGCAGACCGCGGCUACUGUUGUCAAUGGCGAUGCCGGCCGGUAUCGAGUACAUAGACAAGGGUUACGACAUGCCUAGGCUGAACCAGUACUUGGACUUCAUCAAUCUUCUAUCCUACGACUAUCACUCGGCGUAUGAGCCCGCUGUCAAUCACCACUCGCCGUUGUAUCCCUUGGAGGAGGACAACGAGUACAAUUACGACGCCGAGUUGACUAUCGACUAUACGAUCAGCCAUCUCAUGGAGAAAGGUGCGUCCGCGAAUAAGAUCGUUCUUGGAAUACCGACGUAUGGCCGUUCAUACACUUUAUUCAACAAAGACGCGACCGAGCUUGGGUCACCCGCGGAUGGUCCGGGCGUCGAAGGAGAUGCCACUCGAGAGAAAGGCUACCUUGCCUAUUACGAGAUCUGCGAGGGUAUAGCAGAAUCCGACGAGUGGGAGGUCGUCCAGCCGAAUCCCAACGCCAUGGGACCGUACGCUUUCAAAGCCGACCAAUGGGUGGGCUACGACGACGAGGACAUAGUCAAACUGAAGGCCCGCUAUGUGAACGAGAAGAAGCUGGGUGGUAUUAUGUUCUGGUCGAUCGACAACGAUGACUUCCGCGGCAAAUGUCAUGGACGACCUUACCCGUUGAUCGAGGCGGCCAAAGAGGCCUUGCUCACGGACAACAGCAAAAAUACGAUCGACAAGACGAAGUCGGUGGACAGUCGGAAGAAGACGCGCAUCCAGACUAACCAGAGCAAUUCCGUUGCGCGCAAGUUGGGCUCGAGCAGUCGAAGAAGCACAACCACCACGGCGCCUUCGACUGCGAGGAAACGCGUGUCCUCGCAGAGAACAAAGUAUCGUACCAUCUCGAGGUCGAAGGCGAGCGACGAGGAGCAAGAGGAUCGAGAGGUGUCGAGGAGAUCCUACGAACCUUCGCCCGACGAAGACAUAGAAGCUAAAAACACCGUCAGGGUCACUGAGAAGAUCGAGCGACCGAAGAAUCGGAGUCGAAGCAAGACGAGAAGCGGCUCCGCUGAUCGCAGUUCCCGCAGGAAGCAAUCCAGACGCAAAGGCCAGACCAAGACUGACGACGGCGAGUCUUUGAGCAACAAGUUGACGACGCCCGAGCCACCGACUACUCCUGACCCAGGAACUGACUUUAAGUGCGAGGACGAGGGCUUUUUCCCGCAUCCCCGUGAUUGCAAGAAGUACUUCUGGUGCUUGGAUAGCGGCCCAAGCGGGCUUGGCGUAGUUGCCCAUCAGUUUACCUGCCCCUCAGGAUUGGUGUUCAACAAAGCGGCAGACUCCUGCGAUUAUCCCCGUAAUGUGAUCUGCCCCAAGUCGAAGACGUCCGUCGUCUCGACCACCAGGUCGCCCAUUACGGCCGCGACCAGCCGCACGACUUAUCUGCACAGCACAACGACCCCGAAAGCCGAAGCAGAAGAGGAGGAAUACGAUUCAGAGGAAGAUUACGAUGAGGACGAGAUCGAAGAGAACGAAGAAGAGGAGGAACCAAAAACCACCACGACGACGGCGAAGCCACUUGUGUACAAAACGCUCACCAGAAGCAGACCAAGUACAACCACCACCACAACGUUGAGACCGAGCGAGCCGGAGAAAGCCAUCGACAGCGAGGAUGAGGAGGAUCCGCGGGUGAUCAAGGAGCUGAUUGAUCUUAUUAAAAAAGCAGGCGGAAUAGAGCAUCUCGAGAAACAAUUGCUGCUUCAAGAGAAGAACUCCGACACGACGUCGGGUAGCGCGAACGUCACCCCGGCUACGAUCAGUCGCAGUUUAUAUGAACGUGUACUGAGUCGUCAAGCGAACAAGAUCGCCAGUCAACGGCCGGUACUGUCAUCUUCGCAGACUAGUUACGUGAACGGACCGGGCAGAGCGCAAUUUGAAGGCUUGGACGAUAUCCCCGAGGUGAAGAGUCUCAGGCGAUCGCAGAAGCCUCAAUACGUCACUAUCGAGAGACCCAAGUCAAACAAGAAAGGAAACGAAGAUAACGAUGAGGACGAGGAGGACGACAACGCCGAGAUAGCUUUCAGCGAAGAGCAGAGCGUCAAUAAUCCAUUAGACAGUGGCUCGUCUACGCAACGAGUGACGCCAAAUUAUGUGAACAUCCGACGCGCGCGACCUUCCACCACGACGUCUAGAAACGAGAACGAUGUGGGAGAAAGGGAGGUGGAUAUUGAGGAGGAUCAGCCGACUCGCAGACGACGACCCUUCUUCUCUCACAAGCAACAGGAUAAUGAGGCAAACUCUGAAACGUCCAAACCUUUCCGAAAUCGAAGUUCAGUUUUCAGGAAUUCAGAGAAGGACGACGAUUCGGAAGACGCGGAUCGAUCGGUAGAGAAAGAUGAUGGCUCAUCAACGACGAAAUCUAGGUACGUCAGCAUACAAAGAUUCCGAAGCACUACUUCGAAAACCUCCAAGGAUUCCGGCAGCGCGAUACCACCGUUAUCGGAGCCUACGAUCGAGACCACUUCAGCCACGAGAGUAUUAGAAUACCCUGAAACCAGCACUCCAGCCAGCCCAACGUCCACGACUAGCACGCCGACUACCUCGACGUCUACCGAAGUCAUCACCGUCAUCAGCGUCGAACCAUCGGACUAUCCAUCGAGCAUCGGUCCAGUGUUCAAUGCUAGCGCCAUCAGUUCCACCACGGAGCCGGUGAAGCUGGUGGAAGAUUCUGCGACGGAGAUCCUGCUGACCACGGUGCCAGCAAGCAGCGCGAGCCAGUUGACGACUACGACCACGGCGAGUAGGUCGACGAUCGCCGCGGUGUCGCAGCCGCGACCGUUUGGCUUUACGAGGCGAAAAUCCGGCGGCUCGUCAGAUACAGCGACGACGACGACGACCCCCUCGAGCAACCAAGUGAGGCCCAAGGUCGCCGAUUCGGAAGCUAUCAGGCUGCCGACCCUGAAGGAGCUGAUCGGCUAUCCGACGACCUACGAUUAUACCGUCACGGCGCCGUCGUCCGUGUUCUCGCACUUGCCGCGUUUCGACGUGGACAACGACAUUAGCCGGCAGGCUGUCGAGGAGUCAGAACUCGGCGGGACCAACGAUCCGUUGGAUCCGCCGAGCGAACUCGCGUCAGAGCGCGCGAGAGAGCUCAUCGAAGAGUCCAGCGACUCGUGGCUGCGACAAGCCUCCGAGAGCAAAGUGAGAUCUCGUGCUGCACAGAGCAAGGAUGAUCCUGAAGAACGAGCAUCGGCCACGAGCGCUAUUCGGAAGGAUGAGAACAAACCGGAGCAGCCUUCGACCGCGAUGUAUCUGAAGCCGACAACGAUGCGCGGCCUUCCCCUCGCGAGCCUGACUCCUAGCUCGGUGACGCGUGGCUUUUACGUCACCAAGAACGACAACGAGCCAUCGUCGUCCACGUGGACGGAAAGUUUCGCGUCAUCUUAUGCUCCCAUCGAGCAACAGACGGAGACCACUCCGAUCCUUGGCGUUCCCACCGUCGCUCGUAACGAUCAGAGCGAGGUGGAGUCGAGCACCAUCGACGACCGCGCGAACAAUAUCAUCAGCAACGAGAACGAAAACGCUCGUGAAGCGAAGUUCACUACCUUCGGCUUCUCAACGGUUUCCUCAGAGGAUUCCAACAGCGUGGAGAACACUGCGGAUUACGAAGAACUCGAGGUAACCAUGAAUCCCGUCGACGGCGCUGCGUUAAAGAGAGGGAAAUCGUUACGUGGAUUCGGCCGAGACGCAACGUCUCUUCCUGACGCGCCCGUCAUCUCUCCGACGACACCAACGAGGCGAGCCAUCGCCCUCGCAAUCAGCAAAUACAACGAACUCACCACUCCGCUGUGGACUGGGAAACGUAUAGUAACCAAGAAACGCAUCAGAACCACCAUCUCGCCGAUCAAAGACGCCAUAAGGCGAACCGAGGACAGUUUCCUUCGCAGCACGGCGAGUGUCUUCAGAGGAGACUCUGUGACGACACAGAGACUUCCUGUGAGAAGUCGUACGACCACAGAAGCGACGAUGACUUUGACCACCGACUCGUCGGUCGCGGAGAGUGACCCUUGGAUCGUAAGCACGUCGGAUGAUCUCGUCGGAGAACUCACGUCAAAAGUUACAGAAAAUCCUGCGACCUUAACGACACCCGCGUCGACAGACGUCAUGGACGAUUCUACCGCGACCGGCUCCACGAUCACGACCACGUUCGCAGAGGACGAAACCACCUUUGCGAACGCGAACUAUGCCAUGGCUGCUGCGGAUUCAACUGCGAUCGCGAGCGACUCCACGACGAUUACCGCGGAUAAAACUUUUGCUUCCACGAUCACAGAUUACCACACGUUGACAAUGUCGACGAAGGCGAGCACGCAGGCGAUGGAAGCCGAUUCCGCAAGCACCGGACUCGAGAGCACCAUCUCCACGAUCGCGGAUCGCUCGGCGACUACCGAUACGCCCGCGAUCGGCAUCACCGAUCCUCUGAUCACGACGUAUACACCCGCGAUUGAGAGUGUCCCCACGAAUCAUCCCACGACCACGAUUCCGCAAACUACGAGCAUGCACGAAAUUGCAAGCGACUCUGAACCCGGAACUACAAUUGAAACCGCGAGCACCGAAGCUGAGGAUAUCUCUACAGUCGCAAGUUACUCCGCAAACACUAUCCCGAUGACUGUCGAAGAGGAACACUCGACCAAGACAGUGCCAGAGACCAGCACCUCUUGGACAGUGCCACCGACUGAAAUCGUGAGUGUAACUGCACCCAUCUUUGCAGGCGCAAAUUACGCGAACGCUAUUUCGACGACUAUCCAAGAGGAACACUCGACCACGACAAUUCCAGAAACUAUUACCAGGAUAACACCGACUGAGAUUGUGAAUACGACUACGUUCAUCUCUACAGUCGCAAACUACUCCGCAAACACCAUCCCAACAACUAUUCAAGAGGAAUACUCGACCACGAUAGCUCCAGAGACCACUGCUUGGAUAACACCGAAUGAGGUCGCGAGUGCGGCUGCACCCACAACAGACACAGACUCGAUGACGACGAUGACGGAUGCAACAGUCACGACUGAGUUUGCCGCGGCAAUUAUUCCCGUAACUACCGAUCUCGCAAACACGGCUACAGCGUCCGUAAGUGCGAGUGUAGCUUCUACGGUUACUUUCGUCACGAAUGCCGACAACUCGUGGACCACAACCGAUUCUGAGAGUUCCUCAGAGACUUCGUCAGAACUUCCCGUUACGAACGCGGAGCCGAUUUCAACGGAGCCAACAAUCGCGAUGACUUCAACAACCGAAUCAUCCACGAUAUCGCUCACAGCCCCGAUGGCUCGUGACGUCGACGUUGAUGUCGAAGUACCAAGCGUCACAGAGACCAAACAGUCCGCUCACACCACUGAGAUUCUCAUGACACACGAAACUUCCCCAAAAUCCACCGUGACGACGACCUCGAUCCCGAAAUCCCUCGCCGAUACCGAUUCCGGAACGUCGACAGCUACGACUGCGUCCUUCACUCAAGUCGAGACUACCGCGACCAACCGGGCUUCUUCAACCCUCGUCCCAAUCGAGUCCACAGUUCUUUCGUCGAUUCCCGCGACCUCCCGCGAGUCGCUUGUGACGAACGUGACACUUGGAACAACUACGAGAAACACGUAUGAAACGAGUUCCGUAAGGACGAUGAGAGAAGAGCCUAUCAGACCGGGACUGAAGACAGUCUCCGAGGAGACUGCUGCAAGGCCCGCGCAAAAUCGAACAAGAGGUCGGACAAGGUCGGAAUUGGCCGCGAUCGGUCAUGAAUUCGGCCGGAGAACCUCGGAGCGAAUCGUAGUUCAUCGUCGCGUUAUAAAUCGGCCAAGUAAUGGAGACGUCGAGACGCCCACGACAAGGCGGCCGACCAGGCAAUAUCCUCGACGCCGAGUCACGGUGUAUCGUGGCCAACCACAAAGACCGAUCUAUACCCCGUCGUGGAGGGUGAUCCAGGAGAAUCGUAGGAGAAGAGUCGUACAGAAAAGACUACGAUCUGGCUCCGAAGCAACCAACGACACCGUCAGAUCCGACGAGAAUGUCGUCGAUGUUCGGAAUAGCGUUAGAGAAAACGUUUCGCACGAUCGAGUAGAAGAUGUGCGAAGAAGAACGAAGGUAGUAUUGAAGAGAGUCAUAGAGAAAGUCGAGAAAAAAGAAACGAGUACUUCCCCCGCAGCAGAGACUCCAGUGGUACUUGGAGAAUCGUCCAACUUGACGAAAGACGCGGCGAUUCGAGCUUAUCGUGAAGAUACGAAGGCAGGGAGAAGACGGAAAAUUGUACUGAAAAGAAUAAAGUCUCAACCUGACGGCAACUUUGACGAAGAAGCUAGUGGAGACAUCAGUUCUCCCGAUAUAAGUUCUUCACGCGGAUCGCAAAGCGUUCUUCGCACAAGCGGGAACCUCGAUGAAGCGGAAAAGAUGAGGAAAAAAACGAGAGUCGUAUUGAAGAGACUCAAAUCCGCAGAGAUGAACUCCACGACCAGAAGAGUACGCGUAGAUCCCAAUUUCAGCGAGGAAAAUAUCUCACACACUCUUCCGACUAAUCUUCGCGCCGGCAACAGCUUUCCCGACGAAGAAAACACAAGGAGAAGAAUGAGAGUUGUACUGAAGAGGAUCAAACCUGUCUCCAAAGAGAGAAACGCGGCCGAAGAAACGAAUGCAGAUCAAGAUAUCACCAACGAGAAUCUCCAAGGCGAUUUCUCGAGUGGCACUCGCACCGGCAAGAGUCACUUCGGUGAGAGAACAAACAGAAGAAUGCGAGUCGUACUGAAGAGCGUGAGACUCAAGCCCGAGACAGGGAACGCAGCGAGCGAAGAUCCCGAUUCUACCGACGACGAUCUCCAAGGCAAUUUCUCGAGCAAUCUGUACGUGAGCGACAAUCUUCCCGACGGCGAGGAGAAGACGACGAGAUCUGUACCCGCAGAAGAAGAAGCGACGACGAGCGAACAGCCGGUGGAGCCACGUACCACGGAGGCGCCGUCUGUUCGAGUCGAGGAGGACACUGAUCGGCCCUCACACGAGGUAAAUACCUGGACAAUCGACAGUAGCGCAUCCGUUAGUCGCAAGUCGGCCAUCGGACGCACCACCAGACAGAGGAUAACGAUGACGACGCGCUCAACCGCGGCCACUCCAGCAGCCAGCACUCUGUCCACCGCGUCGACCGCUCAACGAAGAAGUAGACCUUUUGCGGAAAGCACAUUGUCAUCGAGAAUGGAUGUUGUCGGUCCGUACGAGUUCACCGAGCAGUCAUACGUGAAAGCCGCCGGCGUCGAGGUCGACCAGAGAGCGGACGUGUCCGAUCAGAGCACCCGCGCCCAAGAAUUCGCAGUGACAGUGGCGGACCCGCCAUCCUCCUCGUCGUCGGACACUGGUCGCGCGCAGUUAAGGGACGCCGUAAGGCGCAAGAUAAGCACCACCAUAGCACCUAGAACCGAUUCUACCCCGGUGAGUAGGACGGUCUCGAGGUACAACAGCGUCUCGAGGAGUCGGCAAGGGUCCAAGGCGAAGGACAGGCCCACGGUGAAUGCGACCACGAGACCUAGGAGACCGCCGGUCGUCGACUACGACUAUUACGAGGACGAGGUGCCGAUCGUCGUCGGCAAGGCUCUCCUGAACAGCAAGCUCUUCCUCACGAGCAAGGGCACGAUACGCUGCCUUGACCAGGGCAACUUCCCGCACCCGUACUCGUGCAAGAAAUUCAUCACCUGCGCUCGUAUGGUGAACGGCCAGGUGAUCGGGACCGAGUACACCUGCCCGGCCAAGUUGUCCUUCGACCCUGUCGGCGGUAUUUGCAAUUGGUCCGCCGGUCUCGGUUGUAAGGACUGACCGAGGUUACCUUGACUACUCGACGGUCAUAUCUUCACACAUACACAUACACACACACACACUUCGAGCGUGAGAAAGUUACCUGAGGACCGUUCGCAGCAAUCGCAUAAUUUUUGCUUUCUCAAUAUAUCGUAAACGCGAGGCUACAAUUAUUUGAUAAUUAUCUGGUAGCAAAGAACAGGUAAAUCGUGACUAUGUUCAAGCGAUGUAUUCUCUUUAUUUAUUUCCGCCACUUGUGGGAAAUAUCUUUAGCGAGGUAUGCGAUUGUCGAGUAGUUAAGAUUACCGAUUGCGACGCUCUUCUGGAAGUCCCCGACUUCUCGCGAGAAAUAAGUUUACAUAAAUUCUAUGCUGAUUUAUUCCCUUUCCGCGAGGGUAUAUUAUACUUUAGACUCGAACUCUCCCGUCGUUAAUCACUCGCGUAGGAUUACUUUGGAUUAUUCGUUCGCCGAGACCUGACGCGGUUGUCGAAGAGGCCGUAUCUCUUCUCCGUUCUCUUCUAUUCUACGGUAAUCCUUUCGUUUGUUUGAACUCUCUUGAACUUUUCGUUUGAACUUCUCUGUGUGAGCAGAGAAACAAUGUUGCAAUCUAACAGAACACAAUGUCGCGUUCAAUGUUUAAUCAUUGACUCUCUACCAAAGCGAUUCUUCCAUUCUUGAGAAACUUUUCUUAGGAGAGAUACGGGCUUUUCGAAAGGACCAUUUACGGUUACUACAAAGCGGGCUAUUUUUCCCGGUGAUUAUUCCGACAAAGCGUGCACUGAGAGACGAACACUUGAAAUUUCAUUUGUGAGGUAUAAAAUUCAUCUCAUUGAGACAAAAACUUUGCAUCUCACAGAUAAAUUUUCAAAUAUUUCUUCCUCAGCGUACGGUAAAAGUAUCAAUAGCCGAACAUACAUCCUAAUCCUAGACAUUCUUAUUGUAUUUGGUCUUAAAAUAGAAAUAUUUAAACCUUUAACAUAAUAUAUA
This is a messenger RNA of Odontomachus brunneus, 9887 nucleotides long. Its product is annotated as mucin-5AC. The record is from RefSeq and is a predicted model, not a curated record. Gene Ontology annotation, biological process: chitin catabolic process; carbohydrate metabolic process. Bases 587 to 8920 code for a protein of 2777 amino acids. The transcript is spliced from 20 exons. Gene Ontology annotation, cellular component: extracellular region. Lineage: Eukaryota; Metazoa; Arthropoda; Insecta; Hymenoptera; Formicidae. Gene Ontology annotation, molecular function: chitinase activity; chitin binding.